Molecule: messenger RNA, 1024 nt
Organism: Cornus florida
Lineage: Eukaryota; Viridiplantae; Streptophyta; Magnoliopsida; Cornales; Cornaceae
Product: glutathione S-transferase U17-like
Exons: 2
Coding region: 94-783 (229 amino acids)
Biological process (GO): glutathione metabolic process
Cellular component (GO): cytoplasm
Molecular function (GO): glutathione transferase activity
Source: RefSeq, a predicted model, not a curated record
UUUUCGUCACUUAUUUAUACACGCACACACCCAUUAUUAAAACCACUUCACUCUUUAUUUGCUUUUGCUUGAUUCUUGAGUAGUGCUGUGAUCAUGGCGAAUAGUGAGGUGAAACUGGUCGGUGCAUGGCCGAGUCCGUAUGUGAAUCGGGUUCAAAUCGCCCUCAACAUAAAGUCGGUGGACUACGAGUUUUGUGCCGAGCAAUUCGGCACAAAAAGUGAGCUUCUUCUCAAAUCCAACCCUGUUCUCAAGAAAAUCCCAGUUCUCAUUCAUGCCGACAAGCCAAUCUGCGAAUCACUCGUCAUUGUCCAGUACAUCGACGAGUACUGGUCCUCUGGUCCCUCCAUCCUUCCUUCCGAUCCCUAUGAUCGCGCCAUAGCUCGCUUUUGGGCUGCUUACGUCGAUGAUAAGUGGUUUCCGUCAUUGACUGGCAUAGGAAAGGCUCAAGGGGAGGAAGCUAAGAAAGCAGCCAUAGAGCAAGUGAAGGAAGAGUUGGUGUUGUUGGAGGAUGCCUUUGUUAAGUGCAGCAAAGGCAAGGAUUUCUUCGGAGGCGACUGUGUAGGGUACCUUGACAUUGCAUUUGGUUGCUUCUUGGGGUGGCUGAGAGUGACUGAGAAGAUGAACCAAAUGAAAUUGCUCGACGAGUCUACAACCCCGAGACUGGUCAAAUGGGCUGACAAGUUCUGCUCUGCUGCUGUUGUGAAGGAUGUAAUGCCGGAAACCGAUAAGCUCGUGGAGUUUAAGAUCCUCUUUGGCAAAUUUAAAGCCCCUCCUUCCAAUUAAAGAACAAUUGAGGUGAGGGGUGUAGGAAAAUAAUAUAUUUUGGAGGUAAUGUCGUCUUAGAAACUUUUUGAAGCACAUCCUAGUGUAUUAUGUUAUCCAUGUUUUGUCUAUUGAAGUGUUUCUGAUGUGGAAGAUGAGAAUAAUUAGAGAACACUAUUUGCUUUGAUGCAAUCUUGUUCAUGUACUCUUCUAUAUUGGUGUAGUUGUAUUGGGUGAAAAAGAAAAGCUCAUUUGAGAGACA